Molecule: messenger RNA, 2088 nt
Organism: Funneliformis geosporum
Lineage: Eukaryota; Fungi; Glomeromycota; Glomeromycetes; Glomerales; Glomeraceae
Source: the annotation of a GenBank genome assembly
AUGCCACCUUCCGCUCAUAAAGCCUCAGAAAAGGCAGUAAACUCAAAACGUGCAAAACGACAAACCUCAAGUAAGCCAAAUUAUUUCGAGGGUAAUUCUUCAGACAUUGACUCUCAGGAGGACUAUGACCCUAUGAUGAACGACACAGCCUAUGACGGCGGUGACCCAGAGUUUGGAAUAGAACCCAUGAGAAUUGACGACGAUGAGUCCAUGAAGAGAUAUGAUGAGCGAGAGGAGGGAGAAGCCUCCGAAGAACACCGCGAGACGGUAGUUGAUCAAAAAAAAGAAAAAAAACGACAAGAAAUCCUCGACCGAAUAGAAAAGUUACAAAAAGAAUUUAUCAAUAAAAAAGAUGAGAUAUUCAAAGACAGUAUAAGACAAAUCGAUUAUGAUAUUAGGACUAUGAGGGAAGGUACACAUCCGGAAUAUGAGGAACGUUUGCAACAACUUAUUGAUAAACGCGAGCAGACACUUGAGAAGGCAAGGUUUUAUAGAGAUUAUCGUCUUGGAUGCGUUGAAAGAAUGUUUGACGCCGAAAAACGACAGGUUGAAGAUGAUUAUAUGCUAGAGAAACAAGGAUUAAAAGAACAAAUGCUGGCAGAUAUGGAUGAACGGAGAAAAAAAUUGAAAGAAGACUAUGAAAGCUUUGACAUAACGAGUGACGCAGCAAUGGAUGGAAACCCACGAUAUCAUCCGCAAAGAAAAUUGCGUGCGAGACAAAAAGAAGAUACAGAAGUGAAAGUUAAAAAACCCAAACUAGAAGAGAUCAAAAAUGGGUGGUUAUCUACAGGUUCAAAUGUUAAUUAUGUAUUCGAUAUAAAAAUCAAUCCUCUCGAUUUAUCACUUUUUACUUUUUCAACAAACUCAACCACAAAAAAUUUAUCAAAUGACAAAAUAUUUAUUACUGUAACAACUUGUAAAGCUCCUUUACCAAAUUUAAAUAAAAAUCCAAAAUCACCUCCCGCUGAACAAUUAGAAAUUUGGAUUUCUACAAAAAUAAAAAAUCCUGGUCAUUUAAAUGUUGAUAUACCGAAAGAGAAUAAGACUGGAUUGUAUAUAGGAGUUUUUGCACCUAAAUUAUCUGAUGAUUAUUUUGGUCAUUAUCAGUUUCAAAUUGGAGCUUCUACUAAAGAUUUUUUACUUAAUCUUCCGACCGUGAAAGGAUUGAUAUUGGAUGAUACUGAUCAUGCAAAUGCUUUAUUUAGAACAGUUAAUACUAGUUCAAAACAACCUUUAUAUGAUGUAACUUUUGUUGAACACAAAUAUGUAGAUGGAAUCUCUCAGUCAUUAUGUGCAUAUACUGAAAAUCACUUAAAUUCAAAAAAUGUCACAUAUAUGACGAAGGAAAUAUAUGGAAAAUUGCAAUCUUUAAUUUCUAUAAGUAAUUUGAAAAAUGGAACAAAAUAUUCCGUCCUUGUUAAAGAAGAAUCAGUUAAUGAUCCAAAAUUCUUCGUUCCUAUUGCUUUUCAAACACAAUCUCAAAAUAAUUGUAUGAUAAUAAAAAAUCUUGAAUUUUGCGAUAAAGUCUUUUAUUCUGUACCAAAAACAAUCUCAAAAAUAACUGAACAAGAAUUAGCGAUUGGAUAUGAUAAUUUGGCUAAAUCAUAUUUUAAUAAUUUCGAAUUAACAAUAGAUCAAUAUCCAUGUGAUGAUAAACUUCGUUCAAAAUAUUCCUUAGUUAGAAAUUGUAAUGAUUGUAAAGAAGCUUAUAAAGAUUGGAUAUGUGCUAUAAUAAUUCCACGUUGUGCUAAUGAAGAUUCAUCUGAUGGUAUUGAAAGAAACAAAUCUCGUGUAGAAGUUUCUGAUGAGACUAUGAAAAUUGAUCAACCUUUUGUAGAAAUACCUCCUUGUAUUGAUCUAUGUUAUAAUAUUACUAGAUCUUGUCCUGAAAGUUUUGGUUUUAGUUGUCCUAAUUCAUCUAAAUCAACAAAUUCAACAAAUUCAACUUAUGGUGAUACAAUUGAUCGUUCAUGUAAUUCUCUAGGAAUGGAUUUUUCUUCGAGAUCUAAUCUUGCAAUAUGGUUUUCAAUCCAAUGGACUUUAAUAAUAUUAGUUAUUGGAUUUACAAUUUUAAUAGUAGGAAUAUGA